This is a messenger RNA of Sinocyclocheilus grahami, 2607 nucleotides long. Its product is annotated as extracellular calcium-sensing receptor-like. The record is from RefSeq and is a predicted model, not a curated record. The coding region runs from base 1 to 2607 and encodes 868 amino acids. Gene Ontology annotation, biological process: G protein-coupled receptor signaling pathway. Gene Ontology annotation, molecular function: G protein-coupled receptor activity. NCBI's taxonomy places the organism in Eukaryota, Metazoa, Chordata, Actinopteri, Cypriniformes, Cyprinidae. The transcript is spliced from 6 exons. Gene Ontology annotation, cellular component: plasma membrane.
AUGUGGUUCAUGCUGUACAUUUUUCUAUACCUGUCAUUUAACUGUCUCUCUGCAGAUUCAAUCCUAAAAUCAGGUACAUGUCAGCUCCAGGGACGUUUCAAGUUGAAUGGGAUGUACCAGGAUGGAGAUUUUAUACUUGGAGGCCUAUUUCAUGUUCACUUUUUCACAGUGUUUCCAGAACUGAGCUUCAGAACGGAGCCAGAACCACCAUACUGUGAAAAAUUCAAUAUAGAAAUCUUCCAGCAGGCACAGACAAUGGCUUUUGCAGUAAAUGAGAUCAAUAAGAAUCCAAAGCUGCUGCCUAGCAUUACUCUUGGAUACCAUCUUUAUGACAACUGUGUAAGACUAGGAAUAGCAUUUCGGGCUGCCAUAUCCCUGGCUAGUGGAACAGAGGAGUCCUUCUCCAACCUAAACUGCACUGGCCCUCCUCCAGUCAUUGGGAUCGUAGGGGAUCCAAGUUCAACUCCUUCCAUUGCAAUUUCCAAUGUUCUGGGGCUAUUUCGAGUACCUAUAGUUAGUCACUACGCCACCUGCUCCUGUUUGAGUGACAGGAAAAAGUACCCCUCUUUCUUCAGAACAAUCCCCAGUGAUGCCUUCCAGGUGCGGGCUAUGGUUCAGAUUUUGAGGCAUUUUGGAUGGACUUGGGUUGGUCUCAUCUACAGUGAUGAUGAUUAUGGCAUCUAUGCUGCUCAGUUAUUUCAGCAGGAAAUGCAGCUGUUUGGACAUUGUGUUGCUUUUUCUGAAAUCCUUCCCCAUGAUAACAACCACAGAGACAUUCAAUAUAUAACAGGAGUGAUUCAGGCCUCAACAGCUAGAGUGGUGGUUGUUUUUUCCACUUCAUCCUUUCUAAUACCUUUGAUGGAGGAAGUGGUGUUGCAGAACAUAACAGGCAGACAGUGGAUUGCCAGUGAAGCUUGGACCACUUCACCUGUAUACCACACUCCACGUUUCCUACCCAUCCUGGGGGGCACACUGGGCAUUGCUAUCAGGCGUGGAGAGAUUGAGGGGCUUCGUGAGUUUCUUCUACGUCUCCAUCCCAGUAAUGAUCAAAAAAACAAUAUAGUGAGAAUUUUCUGGGAGAACAUGUUCGGGUGUAGUUUUGAAAAAGGGGGUAGAGCGAUUGAUGGAGAGCAAGUGAAAAAGGUGUGUACAGGACAGGAGGAUCUGAGCAUCACUGAAACACCAUACACUGAUGUUUCGGGCUUGAGAGCAGCGUAUAAUGUCUAUAAGGCAGUUUAUGCUCUGGCACAUGCACUUCAUGAGCUGAUGCAGUGUGAGGAGGGGAGAGGACCAUUCAGUGGGAACAGUUGUGCUGAUAAAACCAACCUUAAACCUUGGCAGCUGGUUCACUACCUACAGAAAGUGAAUUUCACCACAGGCUUUGGGGAUCACGUGUCAUUUGAUAAGAAUGGAGAUGCUCUGGCCAUCUAUGAUGUGAUGAACUGGCAGCCGAGCUCUGAUGGAUCGAUAAGGAUUCACACAGUUGGUGUAGUAAAUAAAGGGGCGGCAACAGAGAUGGUGCUCAUGCUGGAUGAGGAUGCAAUAUACUGGAACUUUAAGAGCAAAAAACCCCCAAGGUCUGUGUGCAGUGAGAGCUGCCCACCAGGCACCAGACAAGCCAGGAGGAAGGGCCUUCCUGUCUGCUGUUUUGACUGCCUGCCAUGCAGAGAUGGAGAAAUUUCUAAUAUAACAGAUGCUAUUGAUUGCACGGUCUGUCCAGAUGAGUUCUGGUCCAAUUCGGAUAAGGACCAGUGCGUCCCGAAAGAAGUAGAGUUUCUGUCUUAUAAGGAUCCUCUAGGAAUCUCUCUGACCACUGCCUCUUUGCUUGGUACCUGCAUCUGUGCUCUUGUGAUGGUCAUCUUCGCUCAUCAUCGUAACACUCCCAUAGUUCGUGCCAACAAUUCAGAGCUCAGCUUCCUGCUGCUGUCUUCACUGAAACUGUGUUUUCUGUGUGUGCUGCUGUUCAUUGGGCAGCCACAGUUAUGGACAUGUCAGUUAAGACAUGCUGUGUUUGGCAUAAGCUUUGUCCUGUGCAUCUCCAGCAUCCUGGUCAAGACUAUGGUGGUAAUAGCCGUGUUCAAGUCAUCUCGACCAGAGGGCAAAGGAACAAUGAAAUGGUUUGGAGCAGCUCAACAAAGAUGCACAGUUUUGGUUCUAACAGCCCUCCAGGUUGUGAUAUGUGCAGUCUGGCUAUCAACUGCCUCUCCAACACCACAUAAAAACAGCCAGUAUACUCGCUCUAAAAUAGUAUAUGAAUGUGCUAUAGGCUCAGUGGCUGGUUUUUCUAUGCUGCUGGGAUACAUUGGACUGUUGGCAGCAGUAAGCUUUCUGUUAGCCUUUCUUGCAAGAAAUCUUCCAGAUAAUUUUAAUGAAGCAAAGUUCAUCACGUUUAGCAUGUUGAUCUUCUGUGCUGUAUGGAUUGCGUUUGUUCCAGCAUAUGUGAGCUCACCAGGGAAAUAUGCAGUUGCUGUAGAGAUAUUUGCCAUUUUAGCUUCUAGUUUUGGAUUACUGUUUGCCAUAUUUGCCCCAAAGUGCUACAUCAUCCUUUUACAUCCAGAGAGAAACACUAAAAAUGCCAUCAUCGGUAGAGAAGCACAAAAGAAAUAG